Danaus plexippus (monarch butterfly) is the source of this 9511-nucleotide messenger RNA. It is a transcript of the gene para, whose product is annotated as sodium channel protein para. The record is from RefSeq and is a predicted model, not a curated record. Gene Ontology annotation, biological process: neuronal action potential; sodium ion transmembrane transport; membrane depolarization during action potential. The transcript has 38 exons. Gene Ontology annotation, molecular function: voltage-gated sodium channel activity; calcium ion binding. The coding region runs from base 508 to 6768 and encodes 2086 amino acids. NCBI's taxonomy places the organism in Eukaryota, Metazoa, Arthropoda, Insecta, Lepidoptera, Nymphalidae. Gene Ontology annotation, cellular component: voltage-gated sodium channel complex; plasma membrane.
CUCACGAGCGCCGUCACGCGAUACGUCGCGCCCUUUACGUAACGCGCGAAAGGAUAGUCUUCGGAGUGGUAUCCUGAGUGUGCUUCGUAUUGUCCCGACUGCUGGUGAUAGUCGGGUGGUAGCGGCCGACGGUGGCCGAAGCUUGUUGGAGGUGUUACGCAGAUGUUGCGCGCGCGCAGGAGUACCAGGGCAGAGCGCGCGCGGCUCGCACGCCACGCGGUCAACGUCCGCGCACCCUAGACGAUACAUUGUAUUAUUAUACGGUCGGACAUGAAAAAUCUCGAUCAAUUGCUGGCUGUUCCUAUCAGCGAGUACGUGGUGACUUUCAUCUCUUUAGUAGCCGCGGCCACACUGCUCUCGAGGACGACAGAAGGGCGUUCGGCCCGUAAGUGGUCGGCGGGAGAAGGCGGGCGCAAAGAAUACCGCCGCGCGCGCUUUCAGUACCAUACACACCCGCCCAUUUACUGUUAGCAGUAGGCAGUUCACUCGGGGGGAGUUCGAUAGACAAUGUCCGAGGACUUGGACUCGAUCAGCGAGGAAGAACGAAGCUUGUUCCGACCUUUCACCCGAGAAUCAUUGGCCGCUAUCGAAUCUCGCAUAGCAGAAGAACAUGCCAAGCAAAAGGAACUCGAGAAAAAACGAGCGGAAGGAGAGACCGAUUUGGGGCGGACGAAAAAGAAAAAAGAAGUGCGUUAUGAUGACGAAGACGAAGAUGAGGGUCCCCAACCAGACGCGACCCUGGAACAGGGCCUGCCACUGCCGGUCCGGAUGCAAGGCUCCUUUCCGCUCGAACUGGCCUCCACCCCCCUCGAGGACAUCGAUCCCUUCUACCACAACCAAACAACUUUCGUAGUCAUAAGCAAGGGUAAAGAUAUCUUCAGAUUUUCGGCGACCAAUGCCUUGUGGAUAUUGGAUCCUUUCAAUCCAAUAAGAAGAGUGGCUAUAUACAUUCUAGUACAUCCUUUGUUCUCUCUAUUUAUUAUAACCACGAUUCUUGUGAACUGUAUACUUAUGAUCAUGCCUACCACGCCCACCGUUGAAAGUACUGAAGUUAUCUUUACCGGAAUCUACACCUUUGAAUCGGCGGUGAAAGUAAUGGCCAGGGGUUUCAUACUACAGCCAUUCACAUACCUUAGAGAUGCAUGGAAUUGGCUUGACUUCGUAGUUAUAGCUUUAGCUUAUGUGACGAUGGGCAUAGAUCUCGGCAACUUGGCCGCUCUCAGAACAUUCAGAGUUCUCCGAGCUUUGAAGACUGUGGCCAUCGUACCGGGCUUGAAGACAAUCGUUGGUGCUGUAAUAGAGUCGGUAAAAAAUCUGCGGGAUGUGAUCAUUUUGACCAUGUUUUCUCUAUCUGUGUUUGCCUUAAUGGGACUACAAAUAUAUAUGGGUGUGUUAACGCAGAAAUGUAUCAAGGUAUUCCCCGAAGAUGGCAGUUGGGGGAAUCUAACCGACGAGAAUUGGGAAAGGUUUUGUCAAAAUGAAACAAACUGGUAUGGCGGAGAUGGAGAAUACCCUCUGUGUGGAAAUUCAUCAGGAGCGGGGCAAUGCGAACCAGGCUACAUGUGUUUGCAAGGUUACGGUCCGAACCCUAAUUAUGGCUACACAAGUUUCGAUACCUUUGGCUGGGCUUUUCUAUCGGCCUUCCGUCUCAUGACUCAGGAUUAUUGGGAGAAUUUAUAUCAAUUGGUGUUGAGAUCGGCGGGUUCGUGGCACGUUUUGUUCUUCGUUGUGAUCAUCUUCUUAGGUUCGUUCUACCUCGUGAAUCUGAUCUUGGCCAUCGUCGCCAUGUCGUACGACGAGUUGCAAAAGAAAGCUGAAGAAGAGGAACAGGCGGAAGAGGAAGCACUUAGGGAAGCCGAGCAAAAAGCGGCAGCACGAGCGGAUAAGCAGGAAGCACGAGAAGCACAUGCUCGAGAGCAAGCGGCAGCAGCGGAAGCAGCAGCCUAUGCAGAAGCACACCCCGCCAAGUCCCCCAGCGACUCCUCUUGUCAGAGCUACGAAUUGUUCGUGAACCAGGAGCGCGGCAACCAGGAUGACAAUACGCGCGAGCGCAUGUCCCUCCGUAGCGACCCCUUCCAAGAUUCGGUGAGCACUCAGCCCACGCACAAGCCAACCGCCACCGAACAGCACCACGAACCGGCACGCCGUCAGAGGAAGGUCAGCAUGGUUCCCCACCCUGAACGCAUUAAUAAAUACGGACUGUUAUCAUAUGGGCCACUGCGCGAAGGCUCGCAGGCUUCAUUAUCUCUACCCGGAUCACCGUUCAAUUUGAGGAGAGGUUCGAGGGGUUCACAUCAAAUGGCUUUAAGACCGAACGGAAGGAAUCGCUAUCCGCCCGGAGCUGAUAGAAAACCAUUGGUAUUGUCAACAUAUUUGGAUGCUCAAGAACAUUUACCCUAUGCAGACGAUUCGAAUGCUGUCACACCAAUGUCAGAGGAAAAUGGCGCUAUCAUAAUACCAGUGUACUAUGCCAAUUUAGGCUCGAGGCACUCUUCCUACACAUCCCACCAGUCCCGAUUAUCGUACACAUCUCACGGGGACCUGUUAGGAGGCAAGGCGCAAACGAAGGAGGCCAGACUGAGAGGUCGAUCGGCCUCCAGAAACCACAGUGUGACGUCACAACCGCACGCGUACCCUCUGCCACGCCAGGAUUCAUCACUGGCUUCCAGGCCACUUAGAGAAUAUGAAAUAAGUACUACGGAGUCCACGGAUGAGGCUGGUAAGGUUCUGAAACAGUCCAACGACAAUCCAUUCAUAGAGUCCCAGAGACCAAACGUUGUGGAUAUGAGAGACGUCAUGGUUUUGAAUGAGAUAAUAGAGCAAGCCGGAAGACAGAGUCGAGCGAGUGAACAAAACGUGUCAGUGUACUACUUCCCAACAGCGGAAGACGAUGAGGAUGGACCAACCUUCAAAGAGAGACUUCUGGAGUGCUUGAUGAAGGGGAUUGACUUCUUUUGUGUGUGGGACUGCUGUUGGUUGUGGUUGGAGUUCCAGAAAUACGUGGCCCUGCUAGUGUUCGAUCCUUUCGUGGAACUGUUUAUAACCUUGUGUAUUGUGGUCAACACUCUGUUCAUGGCUCUGGACCAUCACGACAUGGACAAAGAUAUGGACAAAGCAUUAAAGAGUGGAAACUAUUUCUUCACAGCGACAUUCGGAAUAGAAGCGAUGCUAAAGUUAAUAGCCAUGAGUCCAAAGUACUAUUUUCAAGAAGGUUGGAACGUCUUCGAUUUUAUCAUCGUCGCAUUAUCAUUGCUAGAAUUGGGUUUGGAAGGUGUACAGGGUUUGUCCGUAUUGCGUUCAUUUCGUUUGCUGCGUGUUUUUAAACUGGCUAAGUCUUGGCCGGCGCUAAACCUUAUUAUAUCCAUAAUGGGUAGGACAGUGGGAGCAUUAGGGAAUUUGACCUUUGUACUUUGCAUCAUUAUAUUCAUAUUUGCGGUGAUGGGAAUGCAGUUAUUUGGGAAAAACUAUACAGACUAUGUAGACCGGUUCCCUGAUGGGGACCUUCCUCGGUGGAACUUCACAGACUUCAUGCACAGCUUUAUGAUAGUCUUCAGAGUGCUUUGUGGGGAAUGGAUUGAGAGUAUGUGGGAUUGUAUGCUUGUGGGUGACGUUUCCUGCAUACCCUUCUUCCUAGCCACCGUCGUCAUUGGCAAUCUUGUCGUACUAAACCUCUUCUUGGCCCUGUUACUGUCAAACUUCGGAUCAUCGAAUUUAUCAUCGCCAACAGCAGAUCAAGAUACGAAUAAAAUAGCAGAAGCUUUUAACCGGAUAUCUAGGUUUAUAGACUGGGUUAAAAAAAGCGUUGCUGACAUCUUGAAACUGGUGAAGAACAAGCUCACGAAUCAGAUUGCAAUCCACGCUCCCGGCUUAAAGGCGGCUUUAUGUGGCCGCUGUGUCUCCUCAGAACGCGUUGACAACGAACUGGAACUGGGUGCAGAUAUAGAUGACGGAGUCCUCUACAAAGAUAAGAAACUUAAAGACCAAGUGGAAGUUGCUAUAGGUGAUGGGAUGGAAUUUACAAUACCCGGUGAUAACAAAUACAAAAAAGGUAAAUUAUUAAUGAACAAUAUCAAUGCUAUAACGGACAACCACACGGAUAACAGGAUAAACUGUGAGCUAAAUCAUCACGGAUAUCCAAUUCAGGACGAUGAUACCAUUAGUCAGAAAUCAUAUGGUAGUCAUAAAAUUAGGUCAUUUAAAGACGAGAGCCAUAAAGGAUCGACUGACACCAUAGACGGAGAAGAAAAGAAAGAUGCUAGUAAAGAAGAAUUAGGUUUAGAAGAAGAAAUGAUAGCAGAAGAGGAAGAUGGUAAAUUAGAUCUAGCCAAAAUAGACAUCAAAGCCGGUGAAGGUGAGGUCAUGGACUCGCCGGCCGACUGCUGUCCGGAGCCUUGCUAUCAAAGGUUUCCAUUUUUGGCUGGAGAUGACGAAUCACCGUUCUGGCAGGGCUGGGCUAUGUUAAGACUCAAAACUUACAGACUUAUUGAAAACACGUACUUCGAAACAGCUGUGAUAACUAUGAUAUUACUCAGUAGUUUGGCUUUGGCUUUAGAAGAUGUUCAUUUACCACAUCGACCUAUACUCCAAGACAUAUUAUAUUAUAUGGAUCGAAUCUUUACUGUAAUAUUCUUUAUCGAGAUGUUGAUCAAGUGGCUCGCUCUAGGAUUUCAGAAAUACUUCACGAAUGCUUGGUGCUGGCUCGACUUCAUCAUUGUCAUGGUCUCGCUUAUAAACUUCGUAGCGGCGCUUUGUGGCGCCGGUGGCAUUCAGGCGUUCAAAACGAUGCGAACGCUUCGAGCUCUCCGACCGCUCAGAGCUAUGAGCCGCAUGCAGGGCAUGAGGGUGGUAGUGAACGCUCUGGUGCAAGCGAUACCAUCCAUCUUCAAUGUGCUGCUCGUGUGUCUAAUAUUCUGGCUUAUUUUCGCUAUAAUGGGUGUACAACUCUUCGCCGGGAAAUAUUUUAAGUGUGUCGACAUGAACCAUACCACCUUAAGCCACGAAAUAAUACCAGACAGAAACGCGUGCAUUUUAGAAAAUUAUACCUGGGAGAACUCACCAAUGAAUUUCGAUCAUGUUGGUAAAGCAUAUUUGUGCCUAUUUCAAGUCGCCACUUUCAAAGGUUGGAUUCAGAUUAUGAACGACGCUAUUGAUUCACGAGAGGUAGACCGACAACCCAUCAGAGAGACGAACAUAUACAUGUAUUUAUAUUUUGUAUUUUUCAUCAUCUUCGGAUCUUUCUUCACUCUUAACCUAUUCAUUGGUGUGAUCAUCGAUAACUUUAACGAGCAGAAGAAGAAAGCUGGAGGCAGUCUUGAAAUGUUCAUGACAGAGGAUCAGAAGAAGUAUUACAACGCCAUGAAGAAAAUGGGUUCCAAGAAACCACUGAAGGCCAUACCAAGACCAAGAUGGCGACCUCAAGCAAUUGUAUUCGAAAUAGUAACGGAUAAGAAAUUCGACAUGAUUAUCAUGUUGUUCAUUGGUCUGAACAUGUUGACGAUGACACUAGACCACUAUCAGCAGUCAGACACGUUCAGCGCUGUCCUGGAUUACCUUAACAUGAUAUUCAUCGUAAUAUUUAGUUCAGAGUGCCUGUUAAAAAUUUUCGCCUUACGAUACCAUUACUUCGUGGAGCCUUGGAAUUUAUUCGAUUUCGUCGUUGUGAUGUUUUCUAUACUCAGUUUGGUUUUGAGUGAUAUUAUAGAGAAGUACUUUGUGUCGCCUACUCUGUUAAGAGUAGUCAGAGUAGCAAAAGUUGGUCGAGUUCUUCGACUUGUGAAAGGAGCAAAGGGCAUCCGAACGCUAUUGUUCGCCUUAGCCAUGUCACUGCCAGCUCUCUUCAAUAUUUGUUUACUAUUGUUUCUAGUGAUGUUUAUCUUCGCAAUAUUUGGAAUGUCAUUUUUCAUGCAUGUGAAGGACAAAGGAGGCCUCGACGACGUGUACAAUUUUAAAACUUUUGUGCAGAGUAUGAUUUUGCUAUUUCAGAUGUCAACCUCAGCCGGUUGGGACGGAGUUCUCGACGGCAUCAUAAAUGAGGAAGAGUGUGAUCUGCCAGAUAAUGAGCGUGGUUACCCUGGAAACUGUGGAUCGGCUACAAUCGGGAUCACUUACCUACUGUCCUACCUCGUAAUAUCUUUCCUCAUUGUUAUUAACAUGUAUAUCGCUGUCAUUCUCGAGAACUACUCUCAGGCAACGGAAGAUGUACAAGAAGGCCUAACUGACGACGACUACGACAUGUAUUACGAAAUAUGGCAGCGAUUCGAUCCCGAGGGUACGCAGUAUAUCAGAUACGACCAACUGUCUGAUUUCUUAGAUGUGCUCGAACCGCCGUUGCAAAUACACAAACCUAAUAAGUACAAGAUUAUAUCUAUGGACAUACCAAUAUGCCGCGGAGACAUGAUGUUCUGCGUGGACAUCCUUGACGCACUCACGAAGGAUUUCUUCGCGAGGAAGGGCAAUCCCAUCGAGGAGUCGGUGGAGGUUGGCCGGCCAGACGAGGUCGGGUACGAGCCCGUGUCGUCGACGUUGUGGCGACAGCGCGAGGAGUACUGUGCGCGGCUCAUCCAGCAUGCCUGGCGGCGGCAUCGACGAGCGCAGUCCCCGACGGGCGCCUCGGUGACUGGAUCGUGCGCUGGCGAGGCGGAAGGCGCGCCCACGGCCGUGCUACUGGACGCAGGCGGUGGUGCGGGCGGUGCGCAUCGCGUGGUGCUGCAGGCAGCCGGUGCGGCGCCCCGGCCUCCUGAACCCGCGCCGCCGCCCGCGCCCGUCUGACCCGCGCUGGCGCUCGCGCUGCUGCCCGCGCUGGUCGACGACGCGCCGCUGCCCCUGCCCGCACCGCUGCCCGAGCUCUUGAGCCCGCCCAAGCGCACUUGAUUUUUUUACGCUGAUUUCGAGUAUAUAGUGACAGCGGGCGAGCGACGCGACGCGGUCCGUCCCCCGCGGACUGUAGAACCGCGCGUGCGGAGACGCGAGCGUUCAUCGGAGUGUUUUGUGUUCGCACUGUCGCAGCUUGCGAGACGAUUUGUUUUGCGAGCGAUGAUCGUGAUUGUCGAGUUUAACUUUUUAGUGUUUUACUUUGUCGCGUCAAUUCCGAUCUCGAGGAGGACCCGUGUAUCGGUCGGAAGGAUUCGUAUUAGCGAGCACGCAGUUUUGUUUCGUCACUAGUUUCGUAAGAUAUCGGAUAAAUUGAGGAAACAUUAAAUGCUUAUUUUUGUAUUCGACGAUUGACACUCUUUCUGUGUAAAUGUUCAAAGGCGAGUUGGCUAGAUGUCUAAGAUUGUCUACGUGUAUAUAAACUGGGCGAUAUCAUUUCCCUUCCCCAAAAUGAUGUCGAUCAGAGAAAAUGCAUGAGCGUUGGAGAAUGAUGCGGAGUGAUGUUUGCUUGAUGAAGUCCGCUUGAUUCGGACGUCGAAGUGGACGCUGCCGGUCCCCGCGGCCGCGUCCACUGGCGACGCCGCACUCGACUUAUCACAUUUCCAAUAUCUAGCAUUUUAACAUCAGUACAUAAUAUCUAUUUGUAUUCAUUUAAAUUGUCUAACGCGUUUGAACGCUAGCGUGAUUGUAUUUAAUACCUAAGCGCUUAAAAAAGCAAUGGCUACGCCGAUUCAUAUCAAUUAUGUCCAUGAUAGUUUUUAAUAGUUCCGAUUUAUAUGCUUCUAACUGUAACAAAAAUCGUAACGUCUUACCUUUCUGUGGAGGUCGGUCGUCGCGGAGUUUAAGGUUUAGAGAAAUUUUGCAUAGCUGUCUAUGCUUAGCAAAUCAGCAGUGAAAUUGGUACCAGAGUUCACUUCCGUCCUAAUUCAGAAAGCAUCAUAGGAAUCGAGCCAUUUUACGUAAUGCGCACCUUUUCAAAGUUAAUGUAAUUUUCUUCCCCUGAAUUACAUUAGCUGCGGCGGCGCUCGCGUCUUCCCACGCGUGCGUCGCCCCAUCUGAACCUGAUCUUAUACUGCCACCGGGCUGGCACUGCUUCUCUUAUAUAACUCUAGCACGUCAUUUCUAUCAAUGUUGAAUGCAAUAUUGUAACAAUCUAUCGCGCUGUAGGUGCAAACUUUUAUUGUUAAACUGAACAUGUGGAAGGAUUUUGACGUAUCAAAAAGCCAUGAAAUUAGCCAUAAGAGAUAUAAUUAAAUAACCUAAGAUAUCGAACGUCCCUUACCGAGUAAGGUAGAUAUUAUUGGAAUAUUUUUAUUUUUCGAUUAACAUCUCUCUAAUUAAUGAUGUUAGCGCAAUCGUGAAGUUGUCGAGAUAUAUCUACCCUGCUGAUCUUCGCGUCUAACAUCUCUUCGUACUGCGACAACUCGAUUGCUUUAAUUACAGCUCUGCCAGUAUUGUCAUUUCUAGCACAAUAUGAUACAAAACAUACAAUUUUGUAAAUAACUUAUGGAAGUGAUAAAUUUUUACUUCUUUAUAAAUAUUCAGAGCUUAUAGCCGGGAGAUGCCCGAAGUAGCACGAUGCAACACAUGACUUAUCGUGUUUCUAUGGCUAUCAACGAGUGGCGCAGAUAAGUAAUAAAGCUUGAAGCGAUGAAGUUAACGUGUGCUCCCGUUCUGCUUUUAAUAAAAGAUCAUGUCACUGAAUAGUUGUGUGUUGGUUGUUUUCAAAUUCGUUUUUAUAAAAUGUGAAUAAAUAUGAAUGUGCAAGACAAUCUUAACGUUGCUAAGUUCUAAACGAGUCGGUGUUUUGUAAACUAAAAUGACGCUUAACGUUUUGCACCUAUUUUGCAAUAAUGAAUUACGGUUACAGAUAAUAAAUCCUUAGGUACCUACUUUUUAUAAAAAGUUAAAAUGGGCAGUGCAUGAGCCAGCGAGUUUCCCCGUCGCUAGGUCACGCACCGCGUUCAAACUGCAGCCCUCGGUUACUUCAGAGUUCAGUCUCUAACGCUUCCGCCAGCCCAACUGGCAACGUAACGACCACGACACGACCGACACGAAAAGUCGUGAUCUAGUUCAAAGAAACGGGAGCGUAUCGUCAGGGAACGGUUCAUACGAAACAAGAAUCUGAGAUAUCAUCGAUAUUUCUACAUAAAUUAUUAAAAAACAUAAGGUAAAUUUAAAUGAGGAAAAUAUUGAUCGUACCUAGUCAAUUUAUCAAUUAUACCUACCUAUGUGCUUUUGUGACGUAGCUCCUAAUGUUUCCAGUAGAUGGUAAGCGUAGACAAUCUCGACCGAUUAUUUGUGUACGUUUCAAACACCGAUUCUACGUUCCUUUGAACCGCUCCACGACGCUGGUAUAUACCAUUAUAUUUCGUUAUGUUACUGAAUAAAAGUUAUUGUUUUGGUAAAACCAAAUAUUUUAUCUACUAUUAGGCAUAUUGGCACAAAAGAAGUUGUGUUUAAUUAAGUUUAGACAAUAAGUUACGAUAUCAUUGUAUUAUUUCUUUAAAUAAACUUAUGACAAAAAGUGAGUUCAGUUUGCUGAAUGAUAGAGAUUUAAUUGAGUAUUUAUUAUAUAUAUUGUUGAAGUUUGUACAAAAUAAAUUAAGUAAACGAUAAAUAUAGAACUUGACUGCUUUAA